Messenger RNA from Nerophis lumbriciformis (worm pipefish), 2650 nucleotides. RefSeq names its product synaptotagmin-7-like. Lineage: Eukaryota; Metazoa; Chordata; Actinopteri; Syngnathiformes; Syngnathidae. The record is from RefSeq and is a predicted model, not a curated record. Gene Ontology annotation, molecular function: clathrin binding; SNARE binding; calcium ion binding. Gene Ontology annotation, biological process: calcium ion-regulated exocytosis of neurotransmitter; vesicle fusion. Gene Ontology annotation, cellular component: synaptic vesicle; synapse; axon.
CCUGAGAGCCACUCCGGGCUGGGAAAACAAGGGACGGAGGGUGCGAAGUGAGCGAGCCAAAAAUACACGCAGACACCCAUCUAUACACGCAUCACCUAGACUACCUGCUCCAGCUCGGCAACGGCUAGCAGGGACGCGCGCAAGUGCCGGGCAAGCGCGUUCAUGCGUUCCAAACCGAGGCAAGGCAAUUAAAGGACGUCGAGAAGCUAAGAAUGAGAGUUUACUCUUUGGCGGAGAGAACAGUCUAAACAAAAAAAAAAGAAAAACAAAGAGGAGACAUGCAUCUCAACAGGGAGGAAGAGAGCAGCAAAGGUUCAGUGUCGCUCAGUGUAUUCCUGGUGUCUUUGGCAUUCUUAGUAUGUGCCCUUUGGCUAGUUGCUCUAUGUGGUGUCUGCACCUGGUGCCAACGUAAACUGGGGAAGAGGAAUAAACCUGGGGUGGAAGCUGCCAACUCUCCGGAGUCUGUGAGAGGUCGAGGGGAAAAUAAAGCCAUCAAUGAACUAGACAGAGACUUUUGGAAUAACAAUGACAGCAGCAAUGUGCAACAGAGGUGGAGCUCCUACCCACCUAAGGAGUUUCUUUUAAACAUGUCUCCCUACGCCCCCUACGGAGACCCUCGACUAACACCCAAUGGGGCUGUGGAUAGGUGUGGGCAGGGCGGAGCUGGACCCUCGCCGGGGGCCGGUGACAGCGGGGUCGGUGCUUGCGCUGGGGCAGGGGCAGGGCCCAGUCGCAGUGACAGCGUUCGGAGCAUGGUGACUGGGGGAAGCAAGGCUGGGCGCUGGCAGACGAUCCAGAGCCACAUGCACGCAGGAGGCCUGCGGUUUAGCAAUUUUGGGGACACUUCCCUCUCAACUACGUCCACACUGGAGCACAUCCCGUCUUCGGCUGUGGCGCGACCCCGGCCCCUGGUCCGGCAGCAGAGCCUCCAACAGCCCCUCACUCACCAGCCCCCUCCGGGUCCUAACGACCCCCCUGUGACCUCGCAAAGCCUGGGCCAGCUGCACACAGGCCCAGGUGGCGGGGGCCACCGUGGAGGACCACGAGGGGUCCGGGGGAGUACGGCCGGAGCCUCCCGGUACAGAGGGGCAGGGGCGGGCCGGUCAAGGUCGAAUCCGGGAAGCUGGGACCAUAUGAUGGAACAGAUCCGCCACAGGGGGCUGGACGUCAAGUCGUUCUUCGAGGGAAAGAUGGUUGUUCUGUCUCUCGCGAUCGGACUGGCCGAACAGGACGACUUCGCCAACCUGCCUGACCUACAGGAAGCCCCGGCUAGCAAAGAGAACGAAACCACGCCAGAGAAGCGGACCCCGGGUAACAAACCAGGGAGCAGUCCCAGAGGUCACACCCCAGACGAGAGCGGACGCCGCCACGACGCCAACUCAUCCGUGUCUGACUUGGCCAACUCGGUCACCAGUGAAAUGCUCAUGUUGUCUCCAGGCUCAGAAGAAGACGAACACGAGGGUGCGGUGUGUGAGAAGUUGGGUCGCAUUCAAUUCAGCGUUGGCUACAGCUUCCAGGACUCCACCCUCACUGUCAAAAUUCUUAAGGGCCAGGAUUUGCCCGCAAAGGACUUCUCCGGCACUUCGGAUCCGUUUGUCAAACUCUACCUGCUGCCUGACAAGAAGCACAAACUGGAGACCAAAGUCAAGAGGAAGAAUCUGAACCCCCACUGGAAUGAGACCUUUCUGUUUGAAGGUUUCCCCUUUGAGAAGGUGGUCCAGAGAACUCUGUACCUGCAGGUGCUCGAUUAUGACCGCUUCAGCAGGAACGACCCCAUUGGAGAGGUCUCCAUUCCACUCAACAAAUUAGAUCUGGCCAAUAUGCAGACUUUCUGGAAGGAGCUGAAACCAUGCAGCGAUGGCAGCGGGAGCCGAGGGGAUCUGUUGGUUUCUCUGUGCUACAACCCCACCGCCAACACUAUCACUGUGAGCAUCGUCAAAGCCCGCAACCUCAAAGCCAUGGACAUCGGAGGCACUUCUGACCCCUACGUGAAGGUGUGGUUGAUGCACAAGGACAAGCGUGUGGAGAAGAAGAAGACGGUGGUAAUGAAGCGUUGCCUAAACCCUGUUUUCAACGAGUCCUUUCCCUUCGACGUGCCUGCCCACGUGCUGAGGGAGACCACCAUAAUUAUCACCGUCAUGGACAAGGACAGGCUCAGUCGCAAUGAUGUCAUUGGAAAGAUUUAUCUCUCCUGGAAGAGCGGCCCCGCGGAGGUAAAACACUGGAAAGACAUGAUGGGUCGUCCUCGCACCGCCGUGGCCCAGUGGCACGCACUCAAGGCCUGAGGGAGCGACCGGACCACGUGACCCCCCCCACCCCCGCGCCCAUCAACCCCCCCCCUGCCCUCAGCGCACUUCUCCUGGGCUGCAGACAGUGUGCGUCACCUCUUUGUUCUCAGGCCUCUUUUACUCCCUUAAAUUUCACCCCCUUGUCAAGUUGUGAUAUCGACUUGACCGCUCACUUGACCUCUCGUUCCUGUGAUCUUUAAAUGUAUUUGAUGUCCACUCGCUUCCGCCUUGUCUUUUUAUGAGGUCUUUUUUUUUUUUUUUUUUAAAGUUCGCAAUACCGCGGUGUCUUUCUUGUCAACCACUCCCAGUGUUAAACAGUACCUCUUGCCACAUAAGAAUACAAACUUUCGACCAAACUAAAA